AUGACCUCCAAAAGACGACUAUCAAGCAACAAUGAGCAUAAAUCUGCGGUAGAAAGCUCGAUACCCGAACGCGCGGCCGAGAUCGCCGAAGAACUGAGCAAGAAAAAACCAGAAUACCACGAGCAACCUUUAACGCAUCAUGACGCUGGCGAGUUUGCUCAGAUGCAACGUCACAAUACUACAAGUGAGCAGGCGGAAAGGCUGGAAAGCGCAUCGGUGAACCCAUUCACAGGACAAGCCUUCACACCCCGCUAUUUCGACAUUUUGAAGAUCAGAAGGGAGCUGCCAGUCCAUGCCCAAAGAGACGAGUUUCUAAAGAUCUACCAACAAAACCAGAUCAUGGUGUUUGUGGGUGAAACUGGUUCCGGUAAAACCACUCAAAUCCCCCAAUUUGUGCUUUUUGACGAGAUGCCACAUCUACAGAACACCCAGGUGGCCUGUACUCAACCUCGUCGUGUGGCAGCCAUGUCCGUGGCCCAGAGAGUCAGCGAGGAAAUGGAUGUCAAGCUAGGCGAAGAAGUCGGUUACUCGAUUCGUUUUGAAAAUAAGACCUCCAACAAAACCAUAUUGAAGUAUAUGACUGACGGUAUGCUGUUGAGAGAAGCCAUGGAGGAUCACGACUUAACGCGCUAUUCGUGCAUUAUCCUCGAUGAAGCACACGAAAGGACCCUGGCUACCGAUAUUUUGAUGGGUCUGUUGAAACAAGUGGUGGUGCGCAGACCAGACCUCAAGAUUAUCAUCAUGUCUGCCACUUUGGAUGCUGAAAAAUUCCAGAAAUACUUUAUGGAUGCCCCAUUGUUGGCUGUGCCUGGUAGAACUUUCCCUGUCGAGCUGUAUUACACCCCAGAAUUUCAAAGGGACUAUCUGGAUUCUGCAAUCCGGACCGUACUGCAGAUCCAUGCCACCGAAGACCCUGGCGAUAUCCUGUUGUUUUUGACGGGUGAGGAAGAGAUUGAAGAUUCGGUGCGGAAGAUUUCUUUAGAAGGUGAUCAACUGAUGAGAGAACAGAACUGCGGUCCCAUCAGUGUUUAUCCGUUGUACGGUUCUUUGCCACCUCACCAACAGCAGCGUAUCUUUGAGCCAGCUCCCGAGGCCGUGAAUGGACGUGCUGGCAGAAAGGUCGUGGUAUCAACAAACAUUGCCGAGACAUCGCUGACAAUCGACGGUAUCGUGUAUGUGGUGGAUCCUGGUUUUUCGAAGCAGAAAGUUUACAAUCCUAGAAUCAGAGUGGAAUCUUUGCUAGUGUCGCCAAUCUCCAAAGCAUCCUCUCAGCAAAGAGCCGGUCGUGCUGGUCGUACAAGACCGGGCAAAUGUUUCAGACUCUACACCGAAGAAGCCUUCCAGCGGGAGUUGAUCGAGCAAAGCUACCCUGAAAUUCUGCGCUCGAACUUGUCGUCAACAGUUCUGGAGCUGAAGAAGCUUGGAAUCGAUGAUUUGGUGCAUUUUGAUUUCAUGGACCCACCCGCCCCAGAGACCAUGAUGAGAGCUUUAGAGGAGCUUAACUACCUUGCAUGUUUGGACGAUGACGGAAACUUGACGCCGCUGGGCCGUCUGGCCUCUAACUUCCCGCUAGAUCCGAUGCUGGCAGUGAUGCUGAUAGGAUCGGCAGAAUUCCACUGCUCCGAGGAGAUGUUAACUAUUGUGGCUAUGCUGUCCGUGCCCAGCGUGUUUGUGCGUCCUCCAAAGGACAAGAAAAGAGCCGACGACGCCAAGACUAUUUUCGCGCAUCCCGACGGCGACCACAUUACGCUGUUGAACGUAUACCAUGCUUUCAAGUCUGACGAAGCUUACGAAUACGGCGUUACCAAAUGGUGUCGCGACAACUUUUUGAAUUACAGAGCGCUAUCGUCUGCAGACAAUAUCCGGUCCCAAUUGGAAAGACUAAUGGUGCGCUACAACUUGGCCCUGACCACAACCGACUAUGAAGAUCCUCGUUAUUUCGACAACAUCAGAAAGGCCUUGGCAGCGGGCUUUUUCAUGCAAGUGGCCAAGAAAAGAUCCGGUGGCAAGGGCUACAUCACGGUGAAGGAUGACCAGGACGUGUUGAUCCACCCAAGUACUGUGCUUGGACAUGAUGCAGAGUGGGUGGUCUACAACGAAUUUGUAUUGACCUCGAAGAACUAUAUCAGGACUGUCACUUCUGUUAGGCCCGAAUGGCUCGUAGACCUGGCCCCUGCGUAUUACGACCUGGACAAUUUCAGAAAGGGUGACGUCAAGCUUUCCCUGGAGCGCAUUAAGCAAAAGGUCGACAGAGUAAAAGAACUAAAUGACGAAAAGACCAAGAGGAAGAGCAAGAAGAGCAAGCACAGAGACUAG
Molecule: messenger RNA, 2316 nt
Organism: Lachancea meyersii CBS 8951
Lineage: Eukaryota; Fungi; Ascomycota; Saccharomycetes; Saccharomycetales; Saccharomycetaceae
Source: the annotation of a GenBank genome assembly